AUGAGCGUACUUGCUCCCCCUCCUUCGCCUUCGCCUUCAUCGUGUUUUGAUGCUAUGCUUUCCGAUUCGGACAUCAACAUCGAUCGGGCCAUGUCUACCAACACCUUGAAGCGGAAAGCCUCUACCACCACACAGCCACAGUCCAAGCCUACCAACGCUUCUUCCAGCGAUGCCGACAAUCGUCCGAUCAUUCAGACACCAGCGGAACAGUCAAAGAUGAAGGCGAACAGACUCACAAAGACGCACUCAGCUACAACUGCAAAGCCAUCGCAGCCCUCGUCUUCGCCUUCAGCUCCUGCCGCAAAGAAGGCAAAGCUCAGUAGCAGUGGCACUACACCGCUCGUCGGGCUCAAAAAUGGUAAGCUGGUACUGAAACAGAAGGCUAUCAACUGGUCAGGAACCCUACCCGUUCUCAAAGCCGUCAUCAGGUUUCAGGAGUUCCUCGACAAGCAAGACAAACCCGAUGAAAUUCCAUCAGAGCACCUUCACGUCAUUGCCAAGCUGGCUCACGAGAGCGAAAAGUCGUUGGUAGAACUUUCAAAGACGAUCCGAAAUCAUCUCUUGCCAGAAGCGGAAUUGGGUUCGAGCGACUCGGAGGCAUCAAGUGCGUCUACGAGCGGUAAGAACAAGCUGCCUCUGCCUAGCAUUCAGGCUGCCAUCAAUGCUGUCGCUGAGAGGAGAAACUACGGUAUCGACAACAGCGCUUUUGCGUUACAGUCGUCUACUGAAGAUGCCAGUGCUGUGCCUGCAGCUCUCCAACUCUGGCGAUGGGAGGUCACAGAUCAAUCCAUGCUCCCAUCUGACUUUCUAGACAAGCUCACCGAACGCCGAACAGAGCGUGAAUCAGCAAGAGAACAAGCACAGCAGAUUUUCAGUAGCUUGACGGAGGAGGACAGACAGGCAUUGCUCAGCAAGGGCGUCAAGUCAAAGAUUUCCGCUACUGUCGCACUCUACAAGCCGUCGUCAUCUGCGUCCACUUUCGCCUCUACAUCGACGCCAUCUAAGUUCAAGUCGAAAGCGCAGGCCUGCGCAGCAGGCUCGGCCUCUCAGCCCAUCGCCAAUGAUAGUGACGACCUCGACGAUGGCUCAGUCGCCGAUACGGAACACGACAAUGCAGGAACCACCGCUCCCUCGACUCCUGUCGCCUCUCGCAAGCGCAAGUCGCCUUCUUCUGCAUCCACCCCUCAACCAUCCGGUAAGAGUGCAGCAACUGCAGCCGAGACAUCGACACCCUCCGCCUCGUCCUCGCCAAAGGAGAAGCGCAAGGCUAAGGAGCCAGCAGAGCUCUCAUCCGAGAAGCAGAAGGAGAAGGAAGAGAAGGAGGCGGCCAGAACGGAGCGUUUGAAGGCCAAGGAGGCCAAACGACUCGAACGUGAAGCCAAGGAGCUCGAAAGGCAAAAGGCAAAAGAAGCAAAAGAGGUAGAGAUAAAAAAGGCAGAAGAGCAGAAGAAGCGUCAAGUUAACUUCUUGACCUCGUUCGUCAAGAAGGCCGCCCCUAAGAACCCUACCAAGCCAAGCGCGAUCGUGGCCGUCGCUUCUGGCAGCGGCGCCGGGGGAAAAGCAGCCGCGACUGUUUCGGACUUUGACCGCACUUUCCUGCCUUGCCAGUACAAGGAUCUGGCUCCGAUCAACCGCUUCAUCCCCUCCAAGAAGGUGGAUGACAAGCCAAAGGAGAUCGCUCAGCAGGACUUGAGCCGCGAAGAAAUGCUCUCGCAGUUCCUUGCCCGAGCAUGCGUCCUUAAAGGUUCAUCCUCAUCCGCCAACCCGAAGCUUGCUCGACGGCGCAAAGGAGUCCAUCCCCCCGUUUCCGUCCGCGAAAUCAAACGCAUCGUCACGGAAUCCGACGUCCUUGGCGGUAACGCCCAAGAACAAGCCGAAAAGGCCUUCGAAACUCUCCAAGAUCGAUGCAAAGUGCAGCUUAAACUUCUUCAGUUCGAAUCAGACCGUCGUCCAGGUUGGUACGGCACUUGGACCAAGUCUACCAAUCUCAUCUCUCCUCGAUGCCCGCUUGGACAAGAUCCUGUUAGUUUGGACUAUUCCUACGACUCGGAUGCCGAUUGGGAAGAAUUGGGCCAAGUGGAGGGUGAAGAUGUACAGGGGGGAGAUGGAGAUGAAGAGAAGGAGAGUUUGGCGGAUGAAGAGGAGGAUUCAGAGAUGGAUGAUUGGUUAGUGGAUGAUUUAGAGGUGGAGGAAGAGGAGGAGCAGCAGCGUUUGGCUGCGAUGCAGGUGGAUGGAGAUGAUGAAAUUGUCGAGGUGGAUGCAAAAGGUUUGCCUCUUCCACCUGCGCCAAAGGUUGACGUUACCAACUUGUUGCAUCCGAAGAAAAAGAAGAAGGUUAAGUUGCUAGGCAGGAGAUUCGACUCUAAGCUCGUGCCCUUUUCCACAGGGCCGCACUGGGAGUCGGAAUUCGGCAAGUGCGAGUAUGAGCUCUUCUCGGCGUACAGAAUCGAGAUGCUCAAUGAUGCUUGUUUUGGACUCAAUCCCUUCACAUUCACCUCGGUCGAACGUUCCAGCGACUCUGCGACCGUGCCGAUGGAGGAGGAUACGCCCACCAAAGUCCGCAAAGCAGCUUUACCAGCCGGAGGAGUCCUUGCUGCACUUUGGAACGAAGCUCAACCCUCCUCUACCUCCACCCCUUCCACCUCUAACCCUGCGGAGAAAGCUCAAGGAGAAUUCAAGCACCAACUCAAACCAGAAGCAAUCCCACACCUACUCAAAGCAAUCGAUGGAUGCACAAAAACCCGAGCCGGCCUAGUAGACGAUUUGAAGGAGUUGCUGGAUAAACUCUGUAUGAGUGCAAGUAAGAAUGCGAUCGCCGAAAGAAUCAGCGCUUAUGCGAAGAAAGAGAAGAAAGCCGGAAGUGCUUGGAUUGUCAAUGGCGAGAUGAGGGUGUUGAUGGGGUGA
This is a messenger RNA of Ustilago hordei, 2904 nucleotides long. RefSeq lists its product as uncharacterized. Gene Ontology annotation, cellular component: nucleus; CAF-1 complex. The record is from RefSeq and is a predicted model, not a curated record. The transcript has a single exon. Bases 1 to 2904 code for a protein of 967 amino acids. Gene Ontology annotation, biological process: nucleosome assembly. Lineage: Eukaryota; Fungi; Basidiomycota; Ustilaginomycetes; Ustilaginales; Ustilaginaceae.